This is a messenger RNA of Plenodomus lingam JN3, 267 nucleotides long. Lineage: Eukaryota; Fungi; Ascomycota; Dothideomycetes; Pleosporales; Leptosphaeriaceae. The record is from RefSeq and is a predicted model, not a curated record.
AUGUGCUUGCCCCUUGCAGCCACGGCCAACAAUCCACAUUUUCUCUUUUUUUUCUUUCUUUUUUUCUUUUUUUUUGCAUUCCGCCCUUGUCUUGCAACAGGUGCUUGCCAUGGCGGUCCCCCAAGCAGCCGUCAGCUGAGCAGGACUCGCAAAAUCGCGCGCCCGCUUAGCGAUAAUGCCUCAGUACGCAAUCCGACGCGCUUACCCACGGCGGGCUUUGGCCGACUGACCUUCUUUUCUCCCCUUGACAUUGGACGCGCAAACUAG